Messenger RNA from Hevea brasiliensis (rubber tree), 1514 nucleotides. Its product is annotated as cardiolipin synthase (CMP-forming), mitochondrial. The transcript has 8 exons. The coding region runs from base 74 to 1108 and encodes 344 amino acids. Gene Ontology annotation, cellular component: mitochondrion; membrane. Gene Ontology annotation, molecular function: cardiolipin synthase activity. Gene Ontology annotation, biological process: cardiolipin biosynthetic process. Lineage: Eukaryota; Viridiplantae; Streptophyta; Magnoliopsida; Malpighiales; Euphorbiaceae. The record is from RefSeq and is a predicted model, not a curated record.
GGCAAAACCUAAAAUUUCCAAGCGGACUCGAAGGGAAAAAAAAAUCCUGGAAAAACAGUAACAUGCUCCAUCAAUGGUGAUCUAUAGAUCGCUAAGAACCCUAACCACUAAAAAUCAUAAUAAAAACAGGACUUUCUUAACUGCAGCAGCAACCUCUAUAAUCCCAUUUCCCUAUACUACUGCUACUUUACCGCUCCAGCCCUUGCAUUACUCUCCUUCUCCGCAUUCCCCUCCCCUCUUUUUCUCUCCUCUUUCCAAAUGGAUUGCUCCGUUUCAAAGUCAAGGGCGAGGCCCUCUCUUCCUCUCCUCGCCUCCCUGGAAGCUCUUGCAAUCUGCUACUCCGCUUUACCUCCGUGGAAAUGCCGUCGUUUUGAGGAAAGUUGAGGCGUUGAACUUGAAUUUGCUUAGGACUCGGAUCAGCUCGGGUUUGACCGGUCAAAGAGUGUUGGAUCGGGUCCAAGAGCUGAAGGAGGGUGUUGUCGAUGAUAGGUUUUUUGAGAGUUUUGUGAAUCUGCCUAAUUUCAUCUCUCUAACUCGUUUGGUCUCUGGGCCUCUGAUUGGAUGGAUUAUUACAAAUGAAAUGUAUUCUUCUGCAUUUGUGGGAUUGGUUCUCUCUGGGUCAACUGAUUGGCUAGAUGGUUACAUUGCCAGGAAAAUGAGAAUCAACUCUGUAGUGGGUUCCUACCUUGAUCCUCUUGCUGACAAGGUCCUUAUUGGAUCUGUUGCAUUGGCAAUGGUGCACAUGGAUCUUUUGCACCCUGGACUUGUUGGACUGGUUGUGUUGCGAGAUGUUGCACUUGUUGGUGGUGCGCUAUAUCAUAGAGCUACUAGUUUGGAUUGGAAGUCGAGUAGUUGGCAUGAUUUCUUUAAUCUUGAUGGAACCCACCGAGAGAAGGUUGAACCUCUCUUCAUAAGCAAGGUCAAUACGGUUUUCCAAUUGAUUUUAGUAGCAGCAGCCCUCCUUCAACCAGAGUUUGGAACUGAUGAAACUCAAUCAUGUAUAACAUACCUGAGCUGGUUGGUGGCUGCCACAACAGUGGCAUCUACAGCUGGAUAUGGAGCACAAUACAUGAGGAAUAAAUCAACAUUGCUUGCAAAGAAAUCAUAGCUUUGGUUUUGCAGCUCAAAUAUCUCAAACUGGAGGAAUUAUUUUGAGUCUUGAGUCCAGCAUUUGAAGUUUUUUGAGGAAAAACCAGGUAUCUGGGUUUGUCUGGAGAUGCAGACAAAAAGAAAUGCCAAACUUGGAGCUUAUUUGGUUCUCUUUGUCCUUCCAUAUUUGUAGAUUAGAUGCAGCUUUUGUGGCCAUGAGAUUUCUUGCUUUAUGGGUUUGGGGCAGGCAGGCAGCUUAGUGAACCGCUUGAGGCAGUGUUGAUGAUGUAUCUAUAUUGCUGAUUAAGCUACCUGAACUUGUAAAGAAUGUCUUUUCAUAUAGAGAAUUGUAAUCGAAUAGGAAAAUACGAGGCGUUUUUUGAAUUCAAAUCUAAGGGUAAUAAUUAAGAAGAUUUUUUUAUCUA